Messenger RNA from Scomber japonicus (chub mackerel), 603 nucleotides. It is a transcript of the gene fgf7, whose product is annotated as fibroblast growth factor 7. The record is from RefSeq and is a predicted model, not a curated record. Gene Ontology annotation, molecular function: type 2 fibroblast growth factor receptor binding; growth factor activity. Gene Ontology annotation, cellular component: cytoplasm. Bases 1 to 603 code for a protein of 200 amino acids. Gene Ontology annotation, biological process: animal organ morphogenesis; positive regulation of DNA-templated transcription; fibroblast growth factor receptor signaling pathway. NCBI's taxonomy places the organism in Eukaryota, Metazoa, Chordata, Actinopteri, Scombriformes, Scombridae. The transcript has 3 exons.
AUGCGCAAAUGGAUGCUGACAUGGAACCUUCAAAAUCUCUUCUCCGGACUGUACCUGCAUGCAAUCUUCCUGUUUGGCAGUGUGUGUGUGGUCUAUAGUGACUGCACUCCAGAGCAACUUGCCGCCAUCAUGAACUGCUCUAAACAUGAGCGCCAUACCAGGAACUACGACUACAUGGAGGGAGGAGAUGUGCGCAUCCGCCAGCUGUUCAGCCGCACCCAGUGGUUCCUAACAAUUGAUGACUUUGGCAACAUCAAUGGGACUCAAGAUGCCGCCAACUGCUACAGCAUCCUGGAGAUCAGGACAGUGUCUGAGGGGGGAAUACUGGCUAUCAAAGGCGUGAAGAGUCAGUAUUACAUCUCUAUGACCAAGGAUGGACAGCUGCAAGGCAAGAGGAUCUACAAUGAUAACUGCAACUUCAAGGAGGUUUUCCUAGAAAACUACUUCAAUGCUUACUCCUCUGCAAAGUGGACAAAAAAAGACAUGUUCAUAGCUCUGUCUCAGAAGGGAAGGCCGAUGCGGGGGAAGAAGACCAGGAGGGAGCAAAAAGCAGUUCACUUCAUCCCUAUGAAUUGCAGGGAGGCGGACAGGAGGGUGGACUGA